Molecule: messenger RNA, 3225 nt
Organism: Fusarium oxysporum Fo47
Lineage: Eukaryota; Fungi; Ascomycota; Sordariomycetes; Hypocreales; Nectriaceae
Exons: 12
Coding region: 1-3225 (1074 amino acids)
Source: RefSeq, a predicted model, not a curated record
AUGGGUCAUUCAAAGAAGAUGGCUGUAUCACUCUUUACGUGUGCACUACUUAUUCCCUCUCUUUUCACACCCUAUGUCACUGCAUCCUAUUCCCACCACCACGAACGCCGCAAUCAAACUCAUCAAGAGAUUGGCAAUGAAGGAGUGCAAUCGGACGGCCGCGAUUUCGACCUGCUCGAUCUCACGAGGCUCUUCCCCGAGGGGCACAUCCCCUCAGAUACUUCUGAUCUGCAGUAUGGCCUCAUUACCUUUGGAGGCGGCUCCGAUUCUGGCGCGGUAGAACCUGCUAGCUCGGGAUCCGGUUUUCUUCUCGCUGUUGGGGAGCCUCAUGGACUUACCCAACUUCAGAAGAGAGAUGGCCGACCGGAUCCUUUUGUUUUCCUUGACUGCCCUGCUGGCGUACUCGACCAACCCGUCAACCAAACUCAGAAAGCUAGAGUCGUCUGCACAAGUCAGGAUGUCGAUGGCUGCUUUAGGGUGAUGGAGCGUGGAGUUGAAGGCACUUUGGUAGAGAUGCCAGAGGAGUGUGCACCAAAUUCCUUUGCUCGAGCAAUCUCACUAGAGGUUGCUGAAGACCAGACUAUGCCAGACCACCUGGCCAAGCUACAUACCCCCACCUCCCCGAUAUACGAGUUCUCCUUUGACUUUAACAAACACGAGCGGCGAGCCGAUGCGAAAGUAGCCAUACGAAUGGAUAUAACAAACGUCAAAGGAUACUGGGACGGUCUUGUCGACUCUCCUCGUGUUCAAAAGCGUGAUGUCGAGCGUAGAUAUCUUUCGUCUCUCAACCUUGAUUGGAAGAAAACUUUACAAAAAGGAGACAAAUUCCAAUAUGGUUCUGGUGAAUACGCACUAAAAGUCAAAAAGGACUUAGGUACGGCGGUCUUUUGGCAAGCCGCCGAGAACUGUCCUGUAGGUGAUAAGCUCUAUGGUGAAGGUAUCGCAGCUUUUAUGGAGGGCAAAGUCGAUGCCAGGCUACACUAUGCUGCUACAGUCAUUGCAACCUCAACCAAAGGCUCUUCGAGAGUUGACGUCAAGGAAGCCACUGGCUUCAUCAAAGUCACUGGCCAGACGGAUUUGACCUUUGGAGUUGGCGGAAUGGGUCGUCUCGACAUCAGUAUGGCCGGAAAGGGCAAUCCUGCCAAGAGCGAGGAAUACUAUGAAGCCUUUCAAAGACAGACGAUUAAUGCAGGGUCUCUGUGGGGCUUCAUGAGACUCACUCCCUUCAUCUCUCGGCAAACGUCUUUGGCCACGUCUCACAUGGAUGAGUCCCCAUCCACCGUAGCUAAUCACGCGGCGACCUUAAACGGACGUCUGACUACACGAGUCAAGACUGACUUGGGCUACUUUCCCGCCGUGUUUCCCCACAUUGUAUCUCCAGACGAGAUGGACAGUCUUAGAAGGGACCACAAGAAAACCGAGAUGGAGAGUUUUAACGACGACAUUCUUUAUGGAGACGGAGGCGAGAAAGGGAGCACCAUACAAAUCGGACAUAAUCUCGUUUUUGGGCUCAGCCUGGACUUUGGCAUAUUCCCCGAUGUACAGGGUCAGCAACCAACUCGCGAGUCCAGCGCUGCAUUUUUACUUGUUACCAGCGAGACAUAUGCCAGUUGGGAUAUCCCACCAGCCGAGAACGACCAAGUCUGCCCUCAUGCAUCAGCCUCGAGUUUACUUAGACAAGGGGUUGUUGGCAAAAACCUUCUUGGCUGGAAAGAUGGCAAUGGGUCGGCUUUACUUUUCGUUGACAAAGAAGCUCCUUAUCACGAACCCUGCUACUCGACCAAGAGUAAGCGAGCAGCCGUGGAAUUCCCUUCACCAGGAAACCAGUCUGCUGCCACAUCGACUAACAAAUACGAUAAGAGGGGGUUAUAUAACCCCGAAGAUACCUUCGGUUACAUGCAACUCAGACCCAACAAUGCACUUCGCCACGGCGCCAACCUCUUUGUUCAACAAAGAGUCGAUCGAAAUCUCGGCAAGAUCAACUGCGAUAACGGACGAUGCGAGUCUUGUCUUGAUGUGAAAGAGCCAAGAAACUGCUGCGGCUGUGUUUGCAUGCAAUGCAAGUGGGGACCUCGUGGCGAUAUGCCACCAUGUGAAAAGUGCACCGAUGAGGGAGUGAAGGGUGAAGUGGAAUGGCCAGGUCCCCACGUGAAAAGGGAUCGAAUCGGUGGCAACGACGUUCCCGAGGGUGGAGCUCAUGAUCACAAGAACGAUUUAAACACUCGUGCAAGUCUCAUCUAUCCUGCCUGGAAGGGUGUCUCUGUUUGUGGCAAGCGGUACAAACACAUCAGAAAACAGGAUUCGCCUCAAUACAGGUUUCCACAGUUCCCCAAGGACGUGACAAAGGUAUGGGACGGGGCCGAUGGUGGUGCUUACGACUCUAUUUCCCGCUACUGGGGAAAUAGCUCGGCGGACUGUACCGACUGGAGUAUCGGGCGUAAACCUACACGCGACCAGACCCAUAUCGGCAACGGCGUCUUCGUUCCAUCAGCGUAUCAGACGGAGCAUGUUUACGAGGGCCAGAACCUGGGUCAAUUCUUUACUGAGUGGCUCACUCAUGGCCAAAUUAAAAGGCAAAAACCAUAUCCAGGAAUUACAACAAGCAAAGUUGACUGUGGCUGGAUCAAGAAGUGGAUCAUGGCCGUCGAUGGCGUCAACUUUCCAUGGACCAAUCCUUCAAAGCCAGGGCAGUAUUACUCCUUAUUCGGCACACUCUACACGGAGCUCGGCAACAACCAUCACCAGGACCGCCUCGCAAUUUUACAGGAGAGAUUAAACCGCAAGAAGGAGAAUGUCUUCGACCUCUCCAACUCUUUCUCCCCAGGGAGAUACCUAGGCCUGAGUACCGACGAGCAGUGGAUGACAGUCAAGGAAAUAGGCCUGACUUUCGCGUACAUAAACGACGAUACCAUCUGGGGCAUGUGGUGCGAUACUUUCAAGGGUGUGUACGACCGGCUGGAUCGCUUUGACAAAUGGUACACGGGCGUCAAAAGCCCCAAUGAUCCAGAUGUCACACUAGCUGAGGAAUGGGGUAAGUAUAACCGCAUAGUCCUCGACUCCGCUGUCAGGAUCUACCGCGCAGUUUAUCUACCCCUGGUGAGAUUAUAUAUGCUAAUCAUAGCCCUACUAUCAGAACCAACAAUAUGGCUUCUUCGUGGACGGCUGAAGAGGCAAAGUGGCGUAACAUACGCGCUAAGAAUAGCAACACGGGCGUCUUUCACCUGA